Ophidiomyces ophidiicola is the source of this 699-nucleotide messenger RNA. RefSeq lists its product as uncharacterized. The transcript has 2 exons. NCBI's taxonomy places the organism in Eukaryota, Fungi, Ascomycota, Eurotiomycetes, Onygenales, Onygenaceae. The record is from RefSeq and is a predicted model, not a curated record. Bases 1 to 699 code for a protein of 232 amino acids.
AUGAACAUCCUUAUUUUUGGAGGCACUGGAUCUGUGGGUGCAUGGACAGCUCGAAAAGCGCUAGAACGUGGGCACUUCGUGACACUGCAUGUCAGAGAUGCAAACCGAGUUCCUGAGGAUCUAAAAAGUUCGAUUGGAGUUACGAUAUAUGAGGGCACUCUGGCCGACGAGGCAUCUCUUACCAGCGCAAUUAAAGGCCAAGAUGUAAUUCUCUCGUCGAUUGGACCGAACGGACCAUGGGGGUUUAAGGGCGAGCUCAUAGCUGGCUACCGGCUUAUCCUCAGACUGAUGCGGACCUUGAACGUCCAUCGGAUCAUUGCUAUGACCACAAUCAGUUGCUAUGAUCCCCAUGACUCCUUCGCAUUCUCCAGGCUACUGACAUAUCUCUUAAUAUUCAUCUUUGCUCGAAUUGCGCAGCUUGAGGUUUUAGGAAUUGAAAAAGUGUUCAAGGAAGAUGGCGCCAGCAUCGACUGGACUCUGGCUAGGGUCCCGGUGCUCAAGGAUUCGCCAGAAGACGGUUAUAUUGCUAAGGCGGGCUAUGUGGGCGACGGACACUGGAACCUCUUCUUGGAGCGGAGAGACUGGGCGAACUGGAUGGUCCGCGAAGCCGAGAGAGAGUGUCCGAACUGGGUGCGUGAGUCGCCAGCGCUCUACACGCCCCUCGAAACACGCCAUCGUUCCCACCCCCAUCGUGAAUAG